AUGCGUUUCUUCGCUGUCAUCGCUCUCCUCGCCUCUGUUGCCGUCGCCAGACCGGCUGAGAAUGGCGCGCUGAACGUCCAGGUGAUGUGCCUUGGACGGAACGACGGCAUGUGCGUUGGCGGCAACAUCACGGCCGCUGGAAACAGCUGCUGCCCUCCUCUCGUCUGCGGAAGUGACCGACUCUGCCACUAA
Aspergillus welwitschiae is the source of this 192-nucleotide messenger RNA. RefSeq lists its product as uncharacterized. The transcript is spliced from 3 exons. The coding region runs from base 1 to 192 and encodes 63 amino acids. The record is from RefSeq and is a predicted model, not a curated record. NCBI's taxonomy places the organism in Eukaryota, Fungi, Ascomycota, Eurotiomycetes, Eurotiales, Aspergillaceae.